GUUCAUUAGUCUGGUUCAGAAUAGCUAAAAAUCACGUGACAUGUAUCUAUGUACAAAAUGGCGGACAUCACCGAAUUAAAUAAAUUAUUACACAAUCUUAAUGAUAAUGACUUUUUGAAAGAUAUACGUGCUGUAAGAAUUAGUGUUUAUAAGAUUCUUUCAUUAGCCAACGAUGGGUGUGAUGUAACUGCAGCUUUACCAACUGUGGUAAAACUCCUGGCGCUAGGAGAUUCCUUUGUUAAACGUGUGGCUGGUGAAAUAAUUACAUUGUUUGCUGAGAAAAACCCAGAAAUGGUUAUGCUAGCUACAAACACUUUGUUGCAAGAUUCAAAGGAUAUCAACCCCGUCAUCAGAAGUCUGGGGUUGCGAAUAUUGAGUUCACUGCAUUCAGAAUCAUCAAUAGAAAUGCUGACUAAUGCUGUAAUGCAAGGGCUAGAAGAUGGCAGUCCACAUGUUCGGAGACAAGCAGCAUUAACAUCAGUGUUCUUGUAUCAAAUGGCUCCUAAUGUUGUCAUGGAAGGAGGCAUAUGGGAUUCACUGUAUGGACAUUUAAGUGAUUCUGACUCUCCAACUGUUGCCUGCUGUUUAUGUGCCCUAGAAGAAAUCUUUGCAAGUGAGAAGGGCAUUGUUGUCUCUAAUAAAUUAGGUCAUUAUUUAAUAGGCAAAAUGUAUUCAUUUUCUCCUUGUGUUCAAAGAUAUGUUUUACAGUUUCUUUUAAAAUACUCCCCUAAAUCAAAAGUUCAAGUAUUUGAACAUUUAAAUGACCUAGAUAACAGUCUUACCAAUGGUACAUGUUUGCCUAUUAAUCUGUGCACAUUAGAACUCUUUUGCCACUUCACUUCCUCCCUACCAAAAGUGAAACUGAAAGCAUAUUUAAGUGGCUGGAAAACUAUCAAGCUACAUUUCACUAGGGAGAGAAAUGAAGAAAUGGUCACUGCCAUUAUUGAUUAUCUGUGCCAGACUAACUUUCCAAUCGAUGUCAUUACGAAAGACUUCAACAAAUUCUUUUGCAGGGAUGAUGAUGCUCAAUACUUAAUGGAGCAGAAAAUAAGAAUAUUGUGCAGGCUCAUCUCUGCAGAGAAUUCAGAACACAUACUUGAGGAGUUUUUUAUAAUUGCUAAGCGUCUUGAAAAGGAAGCUUUAAAGAAAAUGAUUUUGCGUUUGACGGAGACUGUUUCACUGAAGCCAGAAUUAGAGAGGCAUUAUGUUUUAUUUUUGAAAAGGCUGAUGCAGCUUGGUACUUCAGGAGUCAUAGAUUGUCUAGUACAGGUCCUGGUAAAAGUGAAGUUCUGCAGUCAAGAAAAUUGGUUGAUUGUAGCACCAAGUCUACAAGACCAUUAUCAAGAAAUUCACAGUACACUGGGCAAGAUAGCAUUAUUAGAAGUAAUACGGUCACAAGGAGAGCACCUUCCAGAUGCACCUUGUAUCUUAGAACAAAUAAUGGAUGAACUUGAUUUGGACACAAAAGAUAGUCAUUUUAGCCAUUCUCUUGACCAGGACCUGGUCAAACAGCAGCAUAAGCAGUUGAUUAAAGUCAGCCUUCUUGGUGCCAUGGUAAAAAUGUGCUUGCACAAUGCAUCCAAGAUUCAGCCACUUCUGUCAAGGUUAAUGGACAUCUGUAUGUGUGACAAAGACAGAAAUGUUCAAGACAGAGCUCUAUUCCUCUAUGGUUCACUCUGUAGUCAAGUUAUGACAUUAACAGGAACCCAGAUUACAUGAAGCUUGAUCAUUAUCAUAUCACUUUAUCACUUUACUGUUACUUGGCAAAAACUUGUUAUUUCAUAAAGCCUGUCAUAUUGGACAGUGCAAUUUAAUUUUAUUAUGUUGGAAAUGACAGAACAUUUUAUAUCAUCUAAGUAUUUGUAAUUCCUUUAAUGUUAGGAUAUAUUAUUCUACUGUGAAGGAUUAUUCAUUGUAAAUGUAAUAUUAUUAUAGUUCAUUGUUUCAACUGUCAUUUUGUGCAUGUUGAUUCUACAAAUUUAAUGUAUUAUAGUCAUAAUUGUCUUUAUUUAUAUGUAAUUAUAAAUGCUUUGAGCUGUACUUUGUUUUACAAAUGUUACACCUUACACCAGUUAAGUGUUGAUGAAAUGAAACAGGAGGAAAGGAAAGAUAAGUUGGACUUGACCUUUGAAAUAAUUUCCAGCACACACAAAAUUCUAUUGUUCACACUUAGAGAAUGAAAUUAUUUAUUACACUUUUCAGAUGUUGUCAUUGAAGGGGGAACAACCCUAGUUCAGGGAAAAAAGGUAGCUUUAGCAAAGCAAUUGAUUUUUAAACAUAGGAGAUUUCCAAAAGUAAACUACUCAGGAGAGCACUUACUAUUAUAUUUUAAAGUAAAAUUAGUAGUACCUUGAUGUACCAGUACUGAAAUAAGUUAUACCCAUAAUUUUCAAACUUAUAAAAGUCUUCAAGCAACCUACAGUUUUCCUAGGUGAGCAUAAAGUUUAGAUAGUAAUUCUAUACAAAGAAAAGUGCUGUUGUGUUUUUUGUAUUACCAAAAACAUGUUUAUUACAGUUGUCAUUUGAAAUGGUUCUAUAAUAUAAAGUGCAAAGCCCUCAAUCCCUGGAUGACGUAAGUGGUCAUCAUUGAACAACGAUGGACAAACUAUAUAUAUAUAUUUAUAUAUACAGUGUUUGUAAUUUGUAAAAAAAAAACAGGUGCCGGUACUCAAUGAUGUAUUGCCUUUUAACUACUAAUAAAUAAUAUUUUUUUCCCCACAUUGAAAAAGGUGCCAGUUCGGUUAUAUAUAUAUAAGGGAGGGAAACACUGAGAGCCAAUUAUUGAAAAAAUACUAAAGUCAGGUAAUCUUUUAUUCAAUUGUACUAAAAUUAAAGAACAAUUGAUAAUAAAAGUUAUGGUAAAAAUGUUUUUGUUCAUUUCAUUCUUUUAAACAAAAAUUUUUUUUAUUUAUACACGAACUUCAAAUAGUUAUUAGUUAAUUCUGUUUCUUCAAAACUUGGACUAGAUAAUAUCAUUGACAGUCACAGGUUACUGAGAUAAUACAAGUCCCUGUUCAUUGUUCUAUAUUGUAUACAGCACAAAGUUCACAAUCAAUUAUUUGAGAAUCAGAAUGUUAGACAAGUUAUUUAAGAAACAAACAGUUAGUGCUCAGAUAUCUGGAAAUGCUGGUAAAAUAAUAUAAAUAUAAAUCUGCAGGUUGGACAUUGCCUCUGAAAUGUUAAUAAAUGGGAAAAGAGAUUCUUAUUCUAGUUAGUCAAAUGUGGUCCUACUGAAACUAUUACAUUACUUAUUAUUGGGUCCUACUGAAACUAUUACAUUACUUAUUAUUAUCUAUAAUAUUAAAUAUUGUAAUUUAAAGAUACUACAUUAUCCAUAUAAUAUUAAAUAUUGUAAUUUAAAGAUACUACAUUAUCCAUAUUGCGAACUGAAAGAUACUACAUUAUUUAUAUUGCAAACUGAGUUCAAUUUAUGUUUGAGUUAUCUUUUCAUCACCCAUGUUCAAGAGCAUUUUUCAACUAAUACAAACUUGCAUUGCACUAAAGUGGGAAUGAAAAAUCUUAACAUUUCUCGCCACUACUGUGAUAAAUUCAAUCAGUGUCAUAAUGUAAUAUAAAUAUAUAUUGAUUAUUUAAAUUUAUGUUGCUCAUUCUAUACAUAAAUGUAUAAUAUUACAAAAAUAUAAUGGAAUUAUAUUCAUUUUCGCUGAAGUAUAAAAGAUUGGAAAAUGGUCUAUUCCUCAUCCUUCAUUUUCAGUAAUGAAUAUUACGGUUCUAUUGUAA
Molecule: messenger RNA, 3741 nt
Organism: Biomphalaria glabrata
Lineage: Eukaryota; Metazoa; Mollusca; Gastropoda; Planorbidae
Product: AP-4 complex subunit beta-1-like
Exons: 3
Coding region: 49-1719 (556 amino acids)
Biological process (GO): vesicle-mediated transport; intracellular protein transport
Cellular component (GO): membrane coat
Source: RefSeq, a predicted model, not a curated record